CAGCGAGAGCGAUGCUGCUGUGAAGGUGCCUUAUCCUCAGGCUCCCCAGAGAGCCACAGCCGUACAAAGCAGCCAAUCUUAUCACGCUUUGUUGUCAGAAGAAGUUAAGGAGGUGGAUAAGAGCCAAGGUCCAAAGUGCAGAAACGAGGAAGCGUUUUUCUUGGCUCAAAGAAACUGGAUGGCUUCUACGGUGAGCCUGGGUAAAGAAACAUUGCUGGAAGAUGGAAUGCCACCUGCAAAAAAGCCCAGGAAGCUGUUGCCAAGCCUGAAAACCAAGAAGCCUCGGGAACUUGUUCUGGUGAUUGGAACAGGAAUCAGUGCCGCAGUUGCUCCCCAGGUCCCAGCUCUGAAGUCCUGGAAGGGUUUGAUCCAGGCCCUCCUGGAUGCUGCUAUUGACUUUGAUCUUCUGGAAGAUGAAGAAAGCAAAAGGUUUCAGAAGUGUCUCCACGAGUACAAGAACUUGGUUCACGUUGCCCACGACCUCAUCCAGAAGCUGUCUCCGCGCACAAGCAAUGUUCGCUCAACGUUUUUCAAAGACUGUUUAUACGAGGUGUUUGAUGACUUGGAAUCUAAAAUGGAAGAUUCUGGGAAACAGCUGCUUCAGUCAGUGCUUCACCUGAUGGAAAACGGGGCACUCGUGUUAACCACAAACUUCGAUAACCUGCUGGAACUGUAUGCGGCACACCAGGGGAAGCAUCUGGAGUCUCUUGACCUGACAGAUGAGAAGAAGGUGCUGGAAUGGGCGCAGGAGAAGAGGAAGCUGAGUGUCCUGCACAUCCACGGCGUGUACACCAACCCCAGUGGCAUCGUGCUGCACCCAGCUGGCUACCAGAAUGUGCUGCGCAACACCGAGGUCAUGCGAGAGAUCCAGAAGCUGUAUGAAAAUAAGUCGUUCCUGUUCCUGGGCUGUGGUUGGACUGUUGACGACACCACGUUUCAGGCCCUGUUUCUAGAAGCUGAGAAGCACAAGUCAGACCUGGAGCACUUCAUGCUUGUGCGGAGGGGAGACGUGGACGAGUUUAAGAAGCUCCGUGAGAACAUGCUGGACAAGGGGAUUAAAGUGAUUUCCUAUGGAGAUGAAUACACAGACCUGCCCGAGUACUUCGGGAGGCUGGCGAGUGAGAUUGCCACGCGGGGCCGAGCAGGUGUGCCUAAGGAGGGACAGCAGCUGAACGGCUCCGCUGCAGCCCACGCUGAGAUAACAGGACGCAGCACAUGAUCCUCAGCCCAGCAGUGGUGCCGUGGGUGCCCCCCACACCACAAGCAGCCUCCAGCCUGCAGCGCCAUGCGAGGGGAGGAGCAGCGCCCUGCUCAGAGCUGCUGCCUGCCACCGGGCUGAGCCACGCAGGUGCAAGGCAGAGGGCCGGGCCCAUCCAGAUGCCUGACAGCGUAGUCUGCCUUUUUUACAAGGCUGUGUUUGCUGGGGAUGGUGAUCUCCCCACCUCAGCUGUAAUUUCGUACUUCAUGCUUUUGUAUUCUGUACUUUCAUUUCAGAAUGAAACUUGAGCAGUUUUGUUUUUUUUUUACUUGAAGCUCUAGUUUUAUAGCCCUUCCUUUAUACUGUACAGUAUUUUGUAUGUUGAAGCUCCUAUUAAAGCUCUGUUCAGUUCCAUUAC
Coturnix japonica (Japanese quail) is the source of this 1616-nucleotide messenger RNA. RefSeq names its product SIR2 antiphage like 1 (gene SIRAL1). The record is from RefSeq and is a predicted model, not a curated record. Lineage: Eukaryota; Metazoa; Chordata; Aves; Galliformes; Phasianidae.